AUGGCUUGCUGCUCGGCCACCAAGCGGCAUGCGAGCCAUGCGCCCGCGUUGCUGCUCGGUAUCCUCGUGGGCGCCUCCGUUGUGUUGUUCGUGGAUGAUGGGCGGAUGGCAACAGCGACGCGCGAGCAUGUGCUGCCACGGUUCGCCAUCAGCCCCAGCCGUGGGGCACCUACAACUGGGCCCAGUGACAACGACACAAGCGUUGUCACGCCACCCAACAGCAGCACCUGCAACUGCGUCUGCAGCACUGGCGCGGGUAGCAACGCCACCAACACCAGCAGCAGCAGCAGCAGCAGCAGCAGCAGCAGCAGCAGCAGCAGCAGCAGCAGCAACAGCAGCAGCCCCUCCCCUCAAGGAGGUUUAGGCCAGCCGCCGCCCCAGCGCGAGGCCCUGUGUCGCCAGCCCCAGCGCACCUGCACGUUUGCGCACGCCAGCCAGCAGCUGCUGUGCAAUGGCACCUACCCGCAGAUGAUCACUUGGGCUGACCAGGCCAAGACCAGCGCGGUCGGGCAGGUGUUCAAGCUGGCGCCAGGCUGCGUUGACGGGUCGGGUGCAUGCCUCUUUGACGCUGACCCUGCUCCAGCCAGGCAGAUCAUCUUUAUGGGCGACUCGCAGGCGCUCAAAUGGUCCCUUGCCAUGUUUUACUGGCUGAGCAAGCUGCCGAACGUCACAUGCAACUUCACGGGAUGGGAGGUGCACCAAAAGGGCGGGUAUUACAAUGUAUCUGAAACGGUUUUCGGCAAGCAGGACUGCGGCGCCUGCGACAGCUGGCGGGCCGUGUGCCAGGGGCCGCGCAGGCGCGUGGAGUUGGAGUUCUUGCGAAUGGAGUUUCUGAUUGAUUCCGAGCUCACCACACCUAUGCGCAUCCAUUGGGACCACAACUGUGCCAAAGACCGCUCACCUCCAUGCAAGUAUUAUUGGAACACCCAGCUCUUCCUGUUCGACCUCUACUUGAAGGCGCGACAGCCUCCACCCGACCAUAUCCAUAUCAUGCAAAGCAUGCACGAUUGCGCGCGCCGCUCGCCGUCCGACUUCCGCCGCGACAUGGCGUGGUUUGUGGACCUCUUGAACACCACGCUUGCGCCCAGCACCAACGUCUAUUUCUGGGAGGCGCCGUCCCCGCAGAGCGCGCGGCAGCCCGCCGAGUACCGGGACGUGACAUCCCAGGCGUGCAUGCAGUGGAUGAACGCAGCCGUGAAGGAGGCGAUCAAGCCGUUUGUCGAGCGGACGGCGGCGGCGCCAAACGCGUCGACGCGCGGCCACGCGGGUUUCUAUGGGGCCUUUGAUUCGUACACGCCUACGGCCUCGCGCCUUGACCUGAACGUGGACGGCGUGCACAUGCGGCCAGACUGGUAUGACACGCUGGCGAGCGCGGUCAUUGCUGGCACGUGCGGCUGA
Molecule: messenger RNA, 1398 nt
Organism: Monoraphidium neglectum
Lineage: Eukaryota; Viridiplantae; Chlorophyta; Chlorophyceae; Sphaeropleales; Selenastraceae
Exons: 1
Coding region: 1-1398 (465 amino acids)
Source: RefSeq, a predicted model, not a curated record